This is a messenger RNA of Ceraceosorus bombacis, 984 nucleotides long. The record is from the annotation of a GenBank genome assembly. Lineage: Eukaryota; Fungi; Basidiomycota; Exobasidiomycetes; Ceraceosorales; Ceraceosoraceae.
AUGUUGUCCGCCCUCUCCAACGCUGCUCUGAGCGCUGUGAGUAUGCCAGAUUCUCUCCGCGCAUAGGCGACCAAGAGGCGUCGAGAUUCGAAGAGGUGCUCGGGACGAGCCAAGUCUUCGACGGUACAAAUGCUGAUACGUUCAUCAAAUUGUCUUCUUCAGACCCGCUCUAGAGCUCCCAUGGCUGCUCGCUCCCUCAGCAGCUCUGCCAUUGCCAGCAAGGGUACGUCUCGUCUCUUCUCAUCUCAACUCAAUGCACCCGUUUGCGCGUUUCGGAUUGUCAUCUGACGUGCAAUGCCCUUUCUCGAUGCUUUGCGCGCUUUGCUGGCGCAUCAGACUUUGUGCAGGAGAUCUACAUCAAGGAGCUAAAGGCUUACAAGGCACCUGCCAAGGUGAGCAUCGCAGAGGAGACGCGGAGGUCGCAAUUCUGUGCUGCUCGGUCCUGGGCUCAGAGCCUAGAAUGCCGAGGAUUGCGGGGCAGGGAUGGUGGCACGCGUGGUUUGAUUGGUGGAGUAGGAUGGAAAGGAAGGCAGGGCAAGAAGCCAAGGAUUACAGCAGCCUUGCAUUGGACGGCUUGACGUUUUUCCGGCGAUCCAUACAGAUUGAAGGGAAGAGCUUGGCUUGGGACUUGGGUGCAGAGGUUGGUACUGUACGGCCACCUUUUGCAGCGCGCAAUGCUCAGCUCUUCCUUGCGAUCUCAAAGAACCGGCGAUCAAGCACUGACUCCCACACUCCUCUCCUGCACAGUCUGCCGAUGCUCACAAGGGUCAAGUGCGAGACUUUCACGCUCCCAAAGCGCCACAAGCUCCCAGCGUCAGCACCUCUGACAUUUCCUCCGAGUUGGACGCCUACUCCAAAUCCGAGCCCGACGUGGCCGAAGCUUCUGCUUCCUCCUCCUCCUCUGGCAGCUUGCUCGAGAGCCACGAGGACGUGAAUGCGUGGCUCGAGGAGGCCAAGAAGCCCGUCGUCAAGGAACACCACUAA